CCGCAUAGACGUCAAGAUGAUAACGCAAGAGAAGAAGUGACAUUGAAGACACAAGAACAGGAAGUUGAAGCCACAAACUUCAGCACAAAAAAAACACGCACCACACACAAGACACACAAAACCUAGUUUAAGUGGAUUAAGACGACGACGAGUCCGACGUGUGAGGAUGGAUGAGGACGUAAAGAAAGAAGGAAACGUUUACUUGCAGCACCACAGGUUUGGAAAGAAAUGGAAGAGCAUGUGGUGCGUGCUGUUCCGGGAAAGUUCUUCUUCCAUCUCCCGUCUGGAAUUGUGGGAAAUCAAAGACGGCGGCAGUGGUGAGAAGAAGCAAAGGAGCGGACGCAAACACACUAAGUGUCCAUUGUCCUGCCCUCAGGUUAUCCGUCUGUCCGACCUGGUUCGUGUGAGUACCAACGUCCAAGUGGAGGCGUGUCCGGCUGAUUCUGCCCCCUUCCUACUGGAGACUGUCGACAAGGUUGUGGUGCUGGCGGCUCGCGCUGACCACGUCAACGAAUGGGCUACAACGCUGUGCCAGCUCGCCUUUCCCGUGAGCUGGGAGGAGAGCAAAAGCAGAGAACAACAACAAAAACAAGAUGAGAGAAGAGGAAAAGACCAAGAAGGGAUGGAGGACAACGCUUUGUACAGCUCCACCACUGACCCAGGGCGUGACUUCCGGGUGCAUGUGCGUCGUACUGCGUCAUCUGAACGUUGCAGUUUAAAGGGAGAUGGCGUUCUCAGAGCGAGCGUGGACGCACUACACCUGCUGGAUAGUCAAGGUGUUACACUGAUGUCCUGGCCAUACAGAUUCCUUCGCCGCUUUGGGCGGGACAAGAGCUGCUUCUCCGUGGAGGCAGGUCGUCGUAGCGCAUCUGGUGAAGGCAAUUUUGAGUUUGACACCAAAGAAGGUCACUCCCUGUUCCAAGCAGUUGAAACAGCCAUUAGCAUUCAGCGUGCCCGUCAAACAUCAGGAGGCAUGCCCAUGAGGCCGGACCGCUCCCGGAAGGCCAAGCUGCCGCCAUUACCGCCCACGCCAUCCUCGGCUGCUCAGGUGGCCUUGGCGCCGACAGUGGUAGGGGUCAGCGGGUUGACGUUGGAUGACAGCCGUGGGUUGGUCUCUGUAAAUUGCUGCCCCUCCAGCCCCGAUACCUGGUACCUGGACCCCACGUACUCACAGGUGUCCUUUCCCGCACCAUGCACGCCACCUUGCACGGCGUCGCCCAGUGAGCAGGAAUACUCGGAGGUGAUGCUGAACCCGACACGCCUUUGCGACGAGGGCCCAGAGGGCCACGCCACGGCGCCGCUCUACAGGAGAGCAGAUCACAUUUACGACGAGCCGCAAGUCAAAGACUCGCGCCCCCCACGAGCCCCACCCUCCGAAUACGACAUCCCCGAAGAGCUGAAAGGAGAUGCCUGGAAGGUCAUGGCCGCCCCAGCUGACCCUCGCAGCCACCUCUACUCCACCCCUAAACGGGGACGCGGGGAUCAUCAUGUCACAGUACAGGAAAUGCCGGAAGAAGCCCACAAGUUGUACAACAAUGUAAUGGCGGGAUGUCAAUGUGACAACAGUGAUGACAAGAUCAUCUGAUCGCACCGUGAGGGGUCAUUCACUGUACAGCAGCAACCUUGACUUACAAUUGGAGUCGCUCGUUGCGCAAAUCAUCUGCUAUUGAAAUUAUAGCAAUACUAUUAAGCUGUUUCAUACCCCCCAAAAAAGUGUGUUUAAAAA
This is a messenger RNA of Hippocampus zosterae (dwarf seahorse), 1726 nucleotides long. RefSeq names its product docking protein 2 (gene dok2). The transcript is spliced from 7 exons. NCBI's taxonomy places the organism in Eukaryota, Metazoa, Chordata, Actinopteri, Syngnathiformes, Syngnathidae. The record is from RefSeq and is a predicted model, not a curated record. Gene Ontology annotation, cellular component: cytoplasm. Gene Ontology annotation, biological process: positive regulation of MAPK cascade; cell surface receptor protein tyrosine kinase signaling pathway. The coding region runs from base 167 to 1585 and encodes 472 amino acids.